AAAAAAGAAACAAAAACAUACAACACCGGGGAUUCCCCAGUCGUCACCGACCUGAGUACUAAUCCGGCGAUCAGUAGCUUGACUCUGGGAGAGCGGACGGGAUCCCGUAUUUUCUACUGUCUAUGGUCGUAUGUGACAGUGCUUUGCAAAACCUGGGUCUAUAUCCGUAUGACUGUCAUUCAACACGCCAGGCAAGACCGAUAUAUGUGUAUAUCCUAA
This is a messenger RNA of Thermothelomyces thermophilus ATCC 42464, 219 nucleotides long. RefSeq lists its product as uncharacterized. The transcript has a single exon. The record is from RefSeq and is a predicted model, not a curated record. NCBI's taxonomy places the organism in Eukaryota, Fungi, Ascomycota, Sordariomycetes, Sordariales, Chaetomiaceae. The annotation marks the transcript as partial.